Messenger RNA from Neoarius graeffei (lesser salmon catfish), 1920 nucleotides. It is a transcript of the gene ppm1ka, whose product is annotated as protein phosphatase, Mg2+/Mn2+ dependent 1Ka. Gene Ontology annotation, biological process: protein dephosphorylation. Lineage: Eukaryota; Metazoa; Chordata; Actinopteri; Siluriformes; Ariidae. The coding region runs from base 150 to 1265 and encodes 371 amino acids. The record is from RefSeq and is a predicted model, not a curated record. The transcript has 7 exons. Gene Ontology annotation, molecular function: protein serine/threonine phosphatase activity; cation binding.
CUCAUACACAAAAACACGCACACACACACACGCCGGCUCGGUGAGCAUGUGUAACCAUCCGGAGAGAACUAAAUAUAAAAAUAAAUAGGGGUAUCACAGAAAGCUAGCAAAAACCCAGCACACUCCUCUCUGUUUUUGUCUCUUUUAAAAUGUCUCUCUCUGCCAUCACCUCCUCCUUUCUUCUCCGCCACUCAUUCUCCUCACUUAGCAGGAGUGCUAGGGUGCGUUCGGGCCGGCGUGUGUGUGCAUAUGGGUCGGCAGUACCUGGGGUCCGCUGGUAUGCUGCUGCUCGUUUGGAUGUUGAUGGAAGUGGCCAGCCAGCUACUUGGGACUCAUUUGGGAUUUGGGACAACCGUAUUGAGGCACCAAUCCUAUUGCCGCCCAGCAUCCUUUAUGGUAAACCGAUCCCACGCAUAAGCCUAGACCACGUGGGUUCGGCCUCACAGAUUGGCCGUCGUCACAACAACGAGGAUCGGCUCCGUGUGGCUGAGCUCACACCCUCUACACUCUACUUUGCCCUGUUUGACGGACAUGGGGGCGCACAAGCGGCUGACUUCUGCUACACACACAUGGAAGACUACAUUAGGAAGGGUCUGGAGAAAGAGUGUGAUCUCGAACAGGUGUUAACAAAAGCCUUCCUACAGGUCGAUGCUGCCUUGGCCUCUGAGGUGCAGAUGCACGGCAAUGCCUCUCUGAUGACGGUGGGCACUACAGCGACGGUGGCUUUGUUAAGAGAUGGGAUAGAGCUGGUCGUCGGGAGUGUCGGAGACAGUCGUGCCAUGCUGUGCAGGAAGGGUGAAGCAUACACACUCACCAGUGACCAUACAGCAGAGAGAACGGAUGAAAAACAGAGAAUACUUAAGAGUGGAGGUUUCAUAACAUGGAACAGUGUCAGUCAAGCCAAUGUGAACAGCCGUCUGGCAAUGACACGCAGCAUCGGAGAUUUUGAUUUAAAGCAAUGUGGUGUUAUUGCAGAGCCGGAGACCACUCACGUUAUGUUACAGCAUUCUCACGACUCAUUUCUAGCCCUGACCACCGACGGCAUAAACUUCAUCAUGAGCGACCAGGAAAUCUGUGAUGUCAUCAACCAGUGCCACGAUCCUACAGAGGCGGCCCAAAUCAUCGCCGAGCUGGCUCUGCAGUACGGCUCUGACGACAACAGCACAGUCAUCGUGGUUCCAUUCGGAUCAUGGGGAAAGCAGCAGAAUUCCCACCACAGCUACUCCAUGAGCCGAAAUCUUGCCUGCAGUGGACGCUGGGCCUGAAUAGACAACCUUUAAAGCUGUAUUCCACUUACAUGUGUUAUAUAACACAGCAUAGCUUUAAUGCUACAUAUCAAAAUAUUUUUCAUAAAAUAUUUUAUAGCAGAUGAUAAUUGACCUCUAUUGUGUCCAAGUACUUGAGUAUAUUCGAGUAUCAUAUUUUUGUACCCAGUGAUAUUUUCCCUUUGUAUACACACUGACAGGUGAAGUGAAUAACAUGGCUUAUCUCAUUACUCUUGACACCUAUUCAGACCCAGCCAUCACAAUCUGGCCCUUAUCAAAGUCCCUCAGAUCCUUAUGCUUGCCAAUUUUUUCUGCUUCCAACACAUCCAGUUCGAGAACUGACUGUUCUCUUCUUGCCUAAUACAGUACAUCUCACCCCUUGGCAGGUGCCACUGUAAUGAGAUAAUCGCAUGUUAUUCAUUUCAUCUGUCAGUGAUUUUAAUGCUGACAGAUUGGUGUAUUUUGCUGAUUGGUGUAUUUUUGGAAAAAUUUGCCACAUUAGCAAUUUGAAUAGUAUUUUUGUGACACUUUUUUAAAAUAAGUGGCCUUCUUGCAGGGAGUAAAUCUUUUGAAUCGUGAGAUGUCCACAGACCCAGUAGAGUCCUUAUCCAAAUAAAUGAGAAAAUAUUAAAAUAUCAGUAUGCUAAUAUAACAA